UGGAGGCGCGGCAGAAAGGCGGCCUGCAGGAAGCACACUUGGUUGAAUGGCCAUUAGAGCAGCAGUCAGCGGUAACAUGCUAUGAUGCCACGCUCCUAACAGACGCCGCGUUCGGACCGAGCCAGGCCGCCGGAGCACACGUUGGCACCGGGCGCGGACUCCGCGAGCGGCUGCGGUCGUAGGCGACGUGCCGCGCGUCCGCCUCGCGCGGACUCGCGCGGACUCGUGCGGCUUCGAACGAACCCCGGGAGUCGCUCCGUGGGCUUCACGGGACCGAUGCUCGCGGGUCGGACGUGGAUUCGGCGCAGAGGCUGGUGACGGAACCGAGCGAGCGGCAUCGCGGGCGACACCAUGGACGAGGGAGCGGCGUUGUGCGGCUGCGAGCGGAGGCUGAGGAGACGGAGCGGCUGAGGCGCCUCCGCUCCCGGCAUCGUGAUGAUGCUUUUUAGCCAAACGCGACGCUCCCGCCUGCGUCCAGGAUGCAGCGCCCGGUGAACACAGGUGCACCCAGGCUUGACAGCACCGAAUAAGCGGCGUCAACAUGGGAUUCCCGCUUUCAUCUCCUCCCACGUUUCUCUUUCGUGCGCGCAAGCCGCUCGGACGAGCGUCGGCGGCGCGUCUCUGAUCCACAGCCUGAUCGAUGGUGUCGCUGUGACCGCUGGCGACGAGCUCGUCUGAGUUGUGUAAUGGUUUAUCAUCCACGGCGCACUGCCGUGAAACACGUCCACGGGUGGCGCUUAAUUGCUUCCAAUGAUGUAGAGGCAAAUCCACCUGGGUCUGACGUCCCCCCUCUCCCGGAGAAACGGCCUCCCCUGUGACUUUGGCGCACGUUUAAUUGUUUUUAUUCCCGGAGCCCGUCGUCACCUCUGCUUAUUAAUUUGCACAGCCUCUUGAGGGUUUUUUAACUAUUCUGAAUUGAUGUUCGCCACGCGCUGGGACAGUCGAGUGACGUCCGUAGGUUUUAAAGCAGUAAUUAUCAGCUAUGGAGGAAGACAUGUGCUGCGGCUCGUUUUUGGGGACUAAAUAGUUCCAGGAUCUAGUUUUUCAGCGGACCACAACUUUUCCGGCAGUGUUUAUUUGUUCGGCCGCAGUUGUCGCCUCCCGCUCUGCACUAUGUCCAGAUCCAACAGCGUCAGCCCGCCCGGAGUCGGGGCGCCGGGGCCGAGGGGAGGGACCGAGCACAGAUCAGCGUGGGGGGAGUCUGAGUCCGUGGCCAACGGGUGCCCAUACUCGGCCAGAGCCGCGCGGAAGAAGCUGAGCAGGACCAGCAGCCGGUGGAGGGAGGAGGACGAGCCGGACGGCCGGCAGCCCGCACGAGCCCCCGCCACGGUGAGCAGGGUCAGCUUCAGGUCCAGGUCCGCCUGGCAGGACCAUGGCGAGGAGAACCGGGAGCGGCCGCGCGGCGAGCUGAGGCCCAAGUCCGUGGAGCUGGGUCUGGAGGAGCGGCGCGCCAGGACGCGGGCCGACGACGAGGAGGUCAUGGCCGAAGCGGACCUGUCCCUGGGGGCGUGCUGCUCCGGCGUCAGGCGCGUCUUCACGUCCAAGAAGUUCCAGUCGGAGAAGCUGGAGCGGCUCUACCAGCGCUACUUCUUCCGCCUCAACCAGAGCAGCCUGACGAUGCUGAUGGCGGUGCUGGUGCUGGUCUUCUCCGUCAUGCUGGCCUUCCACUGCUCCGGCGGCGCGGCGCGGCCGAGCCCGACCUUCGUGGCCGCGUUCUCGCUGGCCAUCGUGCUCACGCUCGUCCUCAUGGUGGUGUGCAACCGGAACGCCUUCCACCAGGACCACAUGUGGGUCGUGUGCUACGCCGUCAUCCUGAUGGUGGUGGUGGUGCAGGUGAUCGGGGUGCUGCUCGUGCGGCCCAGGUGCGCCUCGGAGGGCAUCUGGUGGACGGUGUUCUUCAUCCACGUCGUGUACACGCUGCUGCCGGUGCGGAUGCGCGCCGCCGUCAUCACCGGCCUCGUCCUCUCCGCGGUGCACGUCGCGGUGUCCUGGACGUUGAACGGCGCGGACAGCUUCGCGUGGAAACAGAUAGUGUCCAACGUGCUGAUCUUCUCCUGCACCAACAUCGUGGGCGUGUGCACCCACUACCCGGCCGAGGGCUCCCAGAGGCAGGCCUUCCAGGAGACCAGGGAGUGCAUCCAGGCUCGGCUCCACUCCCAGAGGGAAAACCAGCAGCAGGAGCGCCUCCUGCUCUCAGUGCUUCCCCGACACGUUGCCUUGGAGAUGAAAGCCGACAUAAACGCCAAGCAGGAAGACAUGAUGUUCCACAAGAUCUACAUCCAAAAGCACGACAACGUCAGCAUCCUGUUCGCAGACAUCGAGGGCUUCACCAGCCUGGCGUCCCAGUGCACGGCGCAGGAGCUGGUCAUGACGCUCAACGAGCUGUUCGCCCGCUUCGACAAGCUGGCAGCGGAGAACCACUGUCUGCGGAUCAAGAUCCUGGGAGACUGCUACUACUGCGUGUCCGGGCUGCCGGAGGCCCGGGCGGAUCACGCCCACUGCUGCGUGGAGAUGGGCCUGGACAUGAUCGAGGCCAUCUCGCUGGUCCGGGAGGUGACCGGGGUCAACGUCAACAUGCGCGUGGGCAUCCACAGCGGCCGGGUGCACUGCGGGGUGCUGGGGCUCAGGAAGUGGCAGUUCGACGUGUGGUCCAACGACGUGACGCUGGCCAAUCAGAUGGAGGCGGGCGGCAAAGCUGGGCGCAUCCACAUCACGAAGGCCACCCUGAACUACCUGAACGGGGACUACGACGUGGAGGCGGGAGCCGGCGGCGAACGCAACGCAUACCUGAAGAAGAACAGCAUAGAGACCUUCCUCAUCGUGGGCUGCAGCCAGAAAAGGAAAGAGGAAAAGGCGAUGAUCGCCAAAAUGAACCGGCAGCGGACCAAUUCCAUGACCCACAACAGCGGACACUGGAGCGACCGGCCGUUCUACAACCACCUGGGCGGGAACCAGGUGUCCAAGGAGAUGAAGCGGAUGGGCUUCGAAGACCCCAAGGACAAGCAUUUCAUUUUUAGGAACCCACAGGAAAACCUGAACCCAGAGGAUGAGGUGGACGAGUUCCUGGGCCGAGCUAUCGACGCGCGCAGCAUAGACCGCCUGCGAUCCGAACACGUCAAGAAGUUCCUGCUCACUUUCAGAGAGCCCGACCUGGAGAAAAAGUACUCCAAGCAGGUGGACUCCAGGUUCGGGGCCUACGUGGCCUGUGCGUCCCUCGUCUUUCUCUUCAUCUGCUGCAUCCAGAUCCUCAUCGUGCCACCCUCCAGUCUGAUGAUCGGCUUCUUCGCCUCCUGCCUCCUCAUCCUGACCGCCGUCAUGUUCGUCUCAGCCGUCUACUGCUGCUUUGGGCUCUUCCCAGUGCCUCUACAGACGCUCUCUAAGAGGAUCGUCCAGUCCCGGCUCAACAGCACGCUGGUGGGCGUCUUCACCAUCAUCAUCGUUUUUCUCUCCGCUUUCAUCAACAUUUUCACCUGCCGCAGCCACGACCUGCGGAGCUGCAUCAGAGCGGAGCUGAACAUCAGCCUGGACAGCGUGAGCGCCUGCCACGCCCGCCUGCUCAACUACAGCCUGGACACGCAGCACAGCCCCUGCGGCGACGCCGGCGGCGGCGGAGCGCUCGUUUGCAGCUUCCCUGAGGUACAGUACUUCUCGUCCUGCGUGCUGCUCAGUCUGCUGGCCUGCUCCGUCUUCCUGCAGGUCAGCAGCAUCGGCAAGCUCUUCCUCAUGCUCUUCAUCGAGGCGGUCUACCUCCUCAUCAUGGAGGUGCCCAAAGUCAGCCUGUUCGACAACCAGGACCUGCUGGUGAUGGCCAACGCCGGCCACGUGAAUGGAACAAGCUGUGCAGUGGACGCCAAGGUUCCGCUGAAGAUCGUGACCCCGGUGGUCAUCACCGUCUUCGUCCUGGCCCUCUACCUUCACGCCCAGCAGGUGGAGUCCACCGCCAGGCUCGACUUCCUCUGGAAGCUGCAGGCCACCGAGGAGAAGGAGGAGAUGGAGGAACUGCAGGCGUACAACCGCCGCCUCCUCCACAACAUCCUCCCCAAAGACGUGGCCGCGCACUUCCUGCAGCGCGAGCGCCGCAACGACGAGCUCUACUACCAGUCCUGCGAGUGCGUGGCCGUCAUGUUCGCCUCCAUCAGCAACUUCUCCGAGUUCUACGUGGAGCUGGAGGCCAACAACGAGGGGGUGGAGUGCCUGCGGCUGCUCAACGAGAUCAUCGCCGACUUUGACGAGAUCAUCAGCGAGGACCAGUUUCGUCAGCUGGAGAAGAUCAAGACCAUCGGCUCCACCUACAUGGCGGCCUCGGGCCUCAACGACUCCACGUACGACAAGGCCGGGCGCUCGCACAUCCGCGCGCUGGCCGACUACGCCAUGAGGAUGAUGGACCAGAUGAAAUACAUCAACGAGCACUCCUUCAACAACUUCAAGAUGAAGAUAGGUCUCAACAUCGGCCCAGUGGUGGCCGGCGUCAUCGGGGCCAGGAAGCCUCAGUACGACAUCUGGGGGAACACGGUGAACGUGGCGAGUCGCAUGGACAGCACGGGCGUGCCGGAGAGGAUCCAGGUCACCACAGACCUGUACCAGGUCCUCAGCUCCUACAACUACUCUCUGGAGUACAGAGGCGUGGUCACGGUCAAGGGCAAAGGCGAGAUGAUGACCUACUUCCUCACCAGCGGACCCUCCAGUUAACCUGUGACCUGUGGUCUGAGCCUUAACCCGGCCUCUGAUGGACGAUGGCUUAUGGUGGACUGAGACAGACUCCAGCCCCUCUUCGCAGAUCUGACCCUUUCUUAGUCUUGCUGGAGGGGUGAGGAGGUGCUCCCCAAAGCUCGGCCCGCGGAGGAGACAUGACCGGAGAGGCCCAGCGAGCCCGAAUCUGAAACUCACACCAAAGAUUUCAAGUCGGAGCUUAAAGACAGACUUUGGUGGCUCCGUGAGGCCGUAAGCCGUGAAGGAAACGUGUCAGAGAAAUUAGUUUUCCUUCAUCUGCCAGUUUUUUCCGAGGGGUUGAGACAAUUCAGCAGGAAGACGUUCCCUCUCUCUGCCUUUCUCACGCAAACAGCGGUUUUAAGUGUACGUAUGAUCCUUUGUACUGUAUGUGAAGCGCAUUGUGUCCGUGUCGUGAUACAGGUCCGAUGCUCAACCAGCGCCGCGGCAACGUGGGGAGUGGAGGGGCCACAGUGUGUCUUAUGUAGGAGAGUCUUGAGUCUUAAACUAUUUUUCCACUGACGGACAGAAAACACAGCUUCUCAGCACGCAUUCAGCACCAGAUCCACGCAGCAACACAAGAGGAUGUCAAUGAAGAGCUUUUCUAGUCUUCUGCGUUUUGUAUUUUGACUUCAGACACCAAACCCUACCAGAUAUUUUAAGAUUCUAUAUUUUGUACAUUAAUAUAUUAGAGAGCUAUCUAUUAACAGCCGUCUUCAGGUGGACUCGCUCAUUUGGUUCAGCAGACGCGCCUCGAGCCCGUUUCCUCUGCGAAGGCACGUCUCACCACUUCCUCCGGACUGGGUUUGAAUCGCAGCAGCCGGCGCAGGACGGGGACGCUCAGUCUCGGUGCUCUAAAGCCAUUUUGCACUGCUCUCAGCCGUCCACCCCCCAAUCAGUCACACGGUACGACCCAAUGAAUGUCCAAUGAUCUCCGAUGAGGCCUUCUAUUAUGAACUCUACACUAACAGUAGUGAUGCUCAUCCACUCAGUCAGCGGUUUUUCCUUUGUUCUUAGUUGCGUCACUGGGGAAGGCGUCGAUCAAACGCCUUCAGCCGCACGGCUUCAGCUCCUCUCGACCAAGUCUCAGUACUGAACUAAUGUUGGGGACUUUAAAGGAUAAGGCAAACAUUGGCCUCUGCUACGCUGCUUCAGCCCAGGGGUGACUGGAGAUGACGCACGGUGCAUCCUCCAUGCGCCCAUCACCCCGAGGAGGCGGGCGAGCAGUAGAAACGGACCUCAGAGCAAUAAAGGAAGCAGGACCUCUAAACAGGGGUUCUAGUGGGUCUGUGUUCACGGGGGAACGUUAAAUAACCUAAUAAAGCAGAGGUUCAGCAGACGUUUAGCACCAGCCUCAUCCUUUAAACGUCGCCUUCACCUCCCUGGAAGGAAGGAAGGAAGGAAGGAAGGAAGGAAGGAAGGAAGGAAGCUCGCAGGCAGAGCGUGGCUGCUGGUGUCUGCUCUGCUGACGCGCUGUGCGGCUGCAGCCUCCACGGUCGCGCCCCAGCGUGAGCGCUCAUCCCAGUGGGCUCUGGAGGCGACGGCCAGCGAGUAGAGACGACAGGAGCGAAGAGAGCCUGUGAGCUUCACAGGAACCCGGACGCCGGCGCUUUUUGUUGUCACUUGUUUGCCACUUUUUUUUUAUUUUAAACAGUCGAAUAAAACUGCUGAGAUGUUUCACGGG
This is a messenger RNA of Betta splendens (Siamese fighting fish), 6391 nucleotides long. RefSeq names its product adenylate cyclase 5 (gene adcy5). NCBI's taxonomy places the organism in Eukaryota, Metazoa, Chordata, Actinopteri, Anabantiformes, Osphronemidae. Gene Ontology annotation, biological process: adenylate cyclase-activating G protein-coupled receptor signaling pathway; adenylate cyclase-inhibiting G protein-coupled receptor signaling pathway; cAMP biosynthetic process. Gene Ontology annotation, molecular function: adenylate cyclase activity. The coding region runs from base 1114 to 4689 and encodes 1191 amino acids. Gene Ontology annotation, cellular component: plasma membrane. The record is from RefSeq and is a predicted model, not a curated record. The transcript is spliced from 21 exons.